Molecule: messenger RNA, 2126 nt
Organism: Athalia rosae (coleseed sawfly)
Lineage: Eukaryota; Metazoa; Arthropoda; Insecta; Hymenoptera; Athaliidae
Gene: mldr
Product: mitochondrial ribonuclease P catalytic subunit
Exons: 5
Coding region: 538-2091 (517 amino acids)
Biological process (GO): mitochondrial tRNA 5'-end processing; tRNA 5'-leader removal
Cellular component (GO): mitochondrial ribonuclease P complex; mitochondrion
Molecular function (GO): protein binding; ribonuclease P activity
Source: RefSeq, a predicted model, not a curated record
CGAUUAUAUGUCGCGACUGCGGAGAGACAACUAAGAGCAAGAACCCAGAGUUUUAACAAUUUAUCUGCAUUUUUAAUCAGUCACGCUAUUAUCAAGCUUCAUCGUUGGAGAGUGACCGUCGAGAAUUAGACCACCAAUAAGGUUUCUCUACAUUAUCAGUAGGAUAGUAGACGUGGUGAAAAAAAAUUAAAAUACGGGCCAAUGGAGAUGCCGCCGACCGCCCCCGGACCGCUGCAAUUUGCAUGUCUUAUGGAUCGUGGAUCGUGGAAACGGUGGAAAUAUGUACGUCACAAGAGCGGAGGUUGUCCGCUGCAUGAGAUGUUUAAGUUUAUUCAUACUGGUCUGAUAAUUUGAUGACUGUAAUGUCAAUUAUAAUGGAAAUCGUGAAUGUGAUAUAUACAUUCUGUUGAAAUUUUGCAAAUGACCAAGUGUGCCUUUGACAGACUUUCAUCUGACCCGCUCAAUAAUAUCUACUCUCGACGGUCCUAUAGUGGGGCAUAACCUAUACAGAACAACAAACUGAUUCGAGGUUCAAUAAUGGCAUUAUAUAAAUCAUCCAGCGAGACAAUCAUCAAACAUUCGAGGUGGCUCAGUACUCAAGUACAGAGGACAAAAGUAACAUUGUUUGAUCGAUUGCAGCAAGUUAUUACAACAAGUCAUGAGAGCCCUAUUGUUGACUGCAAACAAUGGUCAAAAUUUAGAGAAGAUCUCUUAAAACCUCCAUUAGCAGUUAAAGAGAUCGCACUUGACUCCACAAUCUUACAAUAUUGUAUUUCCUCCAAUGAUUUACCCCUGGGAAAAUCUUAUCAGAAAUAUUUAAGAGAAAGUGAGAGCAAUCCAAGUCUCGGAUUUGUUGGAAAAUAUUUUCAAUUAUUAUACAAUAAUAUGCACCAUCUUACUCACGAUGAUAAAAAAGAUAUUUUGACAAUGUAUGACAAUUUGAGGGUUGCACACCCAUUGCUCGACGCUUCAACAGCUGAAUGUUGUAUUUUGGGACUCAGUCUUACCGAAAGAUGGAAAGAAAGUUUUGAACUCUUGGAAAUGUUGAAAGUAUCUUGCACUGGUUCUGUUGCUUGUUAUUCAGCCAUUGCCCAAGCUGCUUUUUAUAACUCAUGCCCCGAAAUAGGCUGGAAAUAUUUAAAUGAAAUGGUAACAUUGGAAAGAAAUCCAAAAUCUGCCGUGUACAUCACUUAUGUGGAUUAUUGCACCAGGACUUUCACUGAUAGAGAUGUAUGUGUGGCAGAAAUAGGGAAACUCUUCAAUUUUUUUGCAGAACAUAGUUUAGCACCCUUUAAGGAUGCCAUCGACUAUAUUCAAGUCACAUUCAAAAAGCUUGGUUGGACCGGUGUGCCAACCGUUGUGGAUAAAAAGGGUGUGUGUCAAACAUGUGGUCACCAAUUGUCACCACUGAAUCUAUCCGCAGAGGAUUAUUCAAUGCUAUUGAACGCAGUUGUUGAAAAAGCACUGGUUGGGAAUGACGUAUAUCAUCGAACUACACCAGUCGAGCUCAAAAAAUUCCAGAAUUUCAUAAAUCGAACAAAACCGUAUGAUGUUGUCGUCGAUGGGCUAAAUGUUGCAUAUAAAAAUAGGCAAGUUUCGAAUAACCCUGCGCAAAAGGUAGCUACAUUAGUAAGACAAUUCGUAAGCCAGAAUAAAAUUGUUCUCAUACUUGGCCGAAAACAUAUGAUGCAAUGGAAUGCUAACGCAAUGAAGUACAUCAAAAAUAACUCCUACCUCUUCCUAACUGACGAUCUAUCAUCGGAUGACCUCUGCCUUUUAUACGCAACUUUUGCGAGUGGACCGCAAACACAGUUCGUUUCAUCUGAUCUUAUGCGACAGCACAAAUUUCUCCUGCAAGAUCCGGCGCUGAAAAAGUUGUUCAAACAUUGGCAAAUGGCUAGUCAACGCUUUCCCGUGUUCCGAGGGAGCCAGUUACAUAUCACACCACCGUUGAAUUAUUUGCCUGUUGCUCAAAGUAGCGAAAAUCAUUGGCACAUUCCUUACCAACAAAAUGAUGCCCCAUUAACAGAUACCUACGAACCUCCCGCUUAUUGGCUCUGCUUACACAAGUUAGGAAAGCGUCGUAAUUAAGUUUUGUAUACAGGUAAUAAAUAGCUUCAUCAGUA